Thunnus maccoyii (southern bluefin tuna) is the source of this 3079-nucleotide messenger RNA. It is a transcript of the gene macc1, whose product is annotated as MET transcriptional regulator MACC1. The transcript has 5 exons. Lineage: Eukaryota; Metazoa; Chordata; Actinopteri; Scombriformes; Scombridae. Gene Ontology annotation, molecular function: protein binding. Gene Ontology annotation, cellular component: cytoplasm. The record is from RefSeq and is a predicted model, not a curated record. The coding region runs from base 139 to 2697 and encodes 852 amino acids.
CUCCGUGGCUGAGAGACAAACAGAGUAAAGACCUGAAACUUGAAAAGGCCAACUUCAUAGGAACGCCCCAGAAAAAAAAGGUGUAAAAGAUAGUGGAUUGGCCGAAAACUACAAACAUCUAAUGCCGACGAUGAAAAUAUGGCAGCCGGAAGAGCAAGGUCCUUCCGUCGUGUUGGGAGUCUCAUGCGGAGCAAAUCUGAGGGGACACUGAUAGAUCUGGAUGACAACACCUCAGCCAGCAACAACCUCAACAGUGGAUACGUGUCACGAGUUACACAGAACUCCGAGUGGCUGCUUUUACAGCCAGAAGUCGCACAUUCAUCUCAGACAAAAAAUCCCUUUUGGAACAAACUGUCUGGAUCUAAUCCUUUUUUGGAUGACAUUGUACACAGCAGCACAGACAAACACAUUUCCAACACGUCAAAUACAAAACAGGACACUGAGAAACAUCUGGACACAAAUCAUGAUGAUGCGAGUAGCACAUCUUCAGAUGAAGGCAAUGUGGGGAACUUUUUGGAAAACAAACACAAAGCCAGCAACAGAUCCGGGAGAUGGAGAAGUGCUUCAGACAUUCUGGAUGAUCUGGAGAGAAAGGUGCCAAAACGGGAGAACAGCUUCAAACCGCCCCAGCCGGUCCUGAACCCAGAUUUUGAGUGGCUAAAAGAUGACAGAGAGGCCUAUAAGAUGGCCUGGCUGAGCCACAGGCAGUUAACCCGCUCAUGCCUGGACUUAAAUCUGAUGAGCCAGAGCCCUGGGUGGGCUCAGACUCAAGCUACUGACUUUCAAGUCAUCUGCAAGAUUGGCCACAUUGGAGGCUCAGUUCAGUUACCAGAGUCAGAAAUUAGCAUCCACAUCCCAGAAGGCCAUGUUCCUCCUGGGGAAGUCCAGGAAGUUACACUGAAAGCAAUGCUAGACCCUCCUCCUGGACUCAACAACAACUACAUGACAACCAUGAGUCCACUUCUGGAAGUGGUCCUCAGCAACAUCAACAUAAAAGAAUGUAUCUCUCUGGAGAUGAAACUGUCAGGAGAGGUGAAGAGUGACCCUCUUAGUCAGGUUAUGACCACUGUGGUCGGGCUGGUGUCCAACAAAAAAGAGGGACCUUAUCUCAGAGUAAACAACUGUUACAUUUACAAGAACAUGAUGCAGAUGAAGCUCCAGGACCUGAAGACACAUUUUUAUGUGAUUGCAGUCGCAGAGGCAUCUGCUAUCCAGGCCCCUGCCACAUCAGUCUGGGAUUACCUUGACCGCCACAUCACGGUGGCAGUUUAUGGUCCCAGGUACAUCCAUCCAUCUUUUAAGGUUGUAAUAGUGGUCUGCUGUCAUGAGAAUGUUCCACCAAAGCUUUCAUUUACAGAUAUUUGCAGAGGCAACAAAAACCUGCCUCCACUUGUGCUGCAGCUCUGGGGAACACAUCGGUUUAAACCCGACAAAGUGAAUGACCUGCAUGUCGCUGUUAGCAUAGCAGGCUCGAUGUUCAAAAUCAAACCAGAGGACAAACUGAAAGAAGUGAGGCAAAGUCAGUUCAAAAUAGGGACAGUCUUGCAUUUACCAGUUGCAUUGUCUUGUGCUGGCAAUGCAGAAAUGACUCCUUUUAAAUUAGAUCUACAAGUGAGGGAAUCUAAAACUGCAAACGUCACACAUUUCCAGGUGUCUUCCCCUCCUGCAGCACCCAUCAGAUCAGAAAAGCGAGUGUCGAGGCAGAUAGAAAGGCGAAUUGAAAUGGCAAGAACCACACCUAUUCCUGAGGAAAGUGUUCCAGACUUACUCAAAUUUACAGACAGACCUGUGAACAUACAAUGGUACGGUGUAGCCCUAAAGUCAGUUCUCCGUCAGCCACGUGUGGAAUACCUCCUGGAGUACUUCAAGGGAGACACAGUGGCUCUCCUAUCCAAGGAAACUGUCAGGUCAGUGGGCAAUUCAAAGGUAAAGGAAUGGUAUAUCGGAUUCCUCCGUGGCAGGACUGGUUUGGUUCACUGCAAAAACAUCAAGCUCAUAACCAGAGACCAAGUGAUCGAUUUCACCGGCAUUCAGAUCACCACAGAGGUGCUCCUGGACAACAUGACACUGCCCUUCAAGAAGCUUACUUACAUGUACUCCGCCAUCCAGACGCUUGUCACUGAGCAUAUAACCAGCUGGAGAGGUUUUGCUCAUGCCUUAGGCUACUGCAACCUAUCACUGGACACCAUCACACGGCGGUACGCUGAAACUGAGGCUGAUAAGGUGGCCUGUGUGCUGGAGAAGCUGAAGGAAGACUGCCACGCUGAGAAGAGCAGGAAAAAGUUUCUGCAUGAGCUCAUGGUUGGUCUGUUAAAGAUGGACUCUGUGAAUCUUGUGGCCCAGCUGAUUCAGAACACAGUCAUCCUGUCCACCGCUGUGGAGCUGGGGAUUCGAUGGCGGGAGCUCGCUGAGAAGGCGGGAAAACUCUCCAGCACACAGAUAGCCGGCUAUGAGGCGCCGCACCGAGGAAAGAGCGGAGAAGUGAGUUCUCAGUCAAUGUGGAAACCUGCCUAUGACUUCCUGUUCACCUGGAGUCAACGUUAUGGAGACAGCUACAGGGACAUGAUCCAGGAUCUCCACCUGGUUCUGGACAAAAUGAAAAACCCUGCCACAAGACAGUGGAGGCAUCUGACCGGUGCUCUCAUCACAGUGAACUGUCUCGAUAUCUUCCGAGCCUCUGCGUACCCGAAAACCUAGAUGCUUCGCACUCUAGUGAUGAAAACAGCCUUCAUGCACUUGGGAAAACAGAGUGGCAGGUUUUGUUACACAGCAGUACCGUUUUGAUGAAGUUUUUACUUAGCUCUUUUUGUUGUCCUAUAGCUUUGAUUUGUUGCUCAUAUUUUACACAAAACAUUAGAAACAAAUGAAAUUUUAAUCUGGUACUUGCACUAUACUGUAUGUUCUCAUGAUUCUUGAGCUGUGAAGGAAUGACACUUCAUCUCGAAAACAGAGGAAAAAGAAGUGCUUGUGUUUGUCACUUGUCUGCAAAUGUCACUUGUCUGCAAAUGUGAUAAAGUAUUAAAGGAUAGGUUGAUAAAUUUGUCUUAAAACAAUAGUCAGGUGUCCAUAAGAACAAUGA